AGUCGAUAAGCCUCGAGAUCUAGGGCAUCGUAUUCGGGAUCUAGUCAAUCAGGAAAGGGGCCCGAAAUACAUCUUGACGCAAUGGCCAUCUCCAUCGAUGACCCUCUCCACCCUGCGGGGCCUUCGAGCUCGAAGCACACCUUCAAGACGCUCGAGCGAGAACGCAUGAACCGACAUCCGAGCGAGACCGGCAUGGAUCACCCGGCACUGGAAGAGAUCGUCAAGCCACAUAUCGCCAGUUUCGAUGCGCUUACGGAUAUGAACGGGGACGGGACCGGGCUGUUGCAAUUGGGCGUGCAGAACAUCCUGCCAAAGACCGUCUUUGAUGGCAAGAAGCGUGAGGGUGCUGCACCCGGUUCAUCGGCUUCUUUCGGCAACAAGAUCACCUUCUCGAUCACCCACGUCACCCUAGGUAAACCCAUGGUUCCCGACAAGGACCGUCAGGCGACCGAACGACGAGUUUUUCCCUCGGAAGCCCGUGAACGGCUGACCUCUUACCGAGCCAAGUUGGCCGUCAGGAUCAAGUGGGUCGUUAGUGGAGACGACGGCGAGACGGCUACGUUUGAGGAGACCAAGGAUUGCGGGUUGUUGCCCAUCAUGAUCAAGUCAAAUCGAUGUAAUCUACGAGGGAUGAGCGCCGCACAGCUCGUAGGCAAGAACGAGGAAUCCAACUCGUGGGGAGGGUACUUUAUCGUCAACGGAAACGAAAAAUUGAUUCGGUACCUGAUUUUGCCGAGGCGUAACCACGCCGUCUCUCUCAUUCGACCCUCGUUCGAAAAGCGAGGACCUACCUAUUCGAAAUACGGUGUUCAGCUCCGAGCGGUCAGGAAGGACGAGACGGCUUGCACGAACACUUUGCAUUACUUGACUUCGGGUGGUGCUACUAUUCGUUUCGCAUGGAGGAAGAACGAAUACAUGAUUCCUCUCGUCCUCGUCCUCAAAGCAUUGACCGACGCCAGUGACCGUGAGAUCUUCCAAGACCUGAUCCAGGGCGAGAACGACAACACCUUCUUGACGGAUCGUGUCGAGCUCUUGCUCCGAUCCGCCAAGGUCUGGGGUCUACAUACGGGGAACGCCGCGUUGGAAUACUUAGGUGAAAAGUUUAGAGUCGUCAUGGGUUGUCCUGAAGACUGGUCCAACCUCGCCGUCGGAGGUUAUUUGAUGGAAAAAGUCGUCAUGGUGCACUUGGAGAGUCCGAGGGACAAGUACAGAAUGUUGAUCUUCAUGCUCCGAAAGCUCUACUCGCUGGUGUCGGGCGCCUGCUGCGCCGACAAUCCGGAUUCACCUCAACAUCAAGAGGUCCUCUUACCCGGUUUCUUGUACUCGAUGAUCAUCAAGGAGCGAUUCGACGAGGCUUUGAACGGGGUCAGGGCUUUCAUUGCGCAGGACGUUCGAAGGGGAAGGGCUGGGGAUUUCUUCGAUCCCAAAUACUUCAUGAACGCACUGGCAAAAUCAAAUUUUGACGUCGGUCAAAAGUUGGCCUACUUUUUGGCUACCGGAAACUUGGUCUCGCCCACCGGUCUCGACUUGCAACAGACUACGGGUUAUACGAUUGUCGCGGAAAAGCUGAACUACUACCGAUACCUGAGUCAUUUCCGAUGUAUCCAUCGAGGUGCCUUCUUUGCCGAGUUGAAGACGACGACGGUACGAAAGCUGUUGCCGGAGGCUUGGGGAUUCUUGUGUCCCGUGCAUACACCCGACGGUUCGCCUUGUGGUCUCUUGAACCACUUGUCGCAUUCCUGCAAGAUCAUCACCGAGACACUCAACGUCGACCAUCUGCCGGCUCUCUUAUCAGAUCUGGGUAUGACGCAGGUGUUUGCUUCAAAUAUUGACGGACGACGGAGCGUCUGCGUGCAACUGGACGGACGAGUCAUCGGAUGGGCCAGCCCGACCGAGGCCAAGCACCUUGCCAACGCUUUGCGAACCUGGAAGACGGAAGGCAACAUCAAGGUGCCUCUCGACCUCGAAGUCGGAUACGUACCCGUCAGCAAGGGUGGACAGUACCCUGGAUUGUACCUCUUCUCGAGUCGAUCGAGGAUGAUGCGACCGGUCAAGUACCUUGCCAAUGACAAGGAGGACCACCUGGGAACGUUCGAGCAGGUCUACAUGGAGGUCGCAUGUACGCCGGAAGAGAUCGAAAAGGGCACCUCGACGCACGUCGAGUUCUCCCCUACCAACGUCUUGUCAGUCAUCGCCAACUUGACGCCUUUCUCCGAUUUCAACCAGUCCCCCCGUAACAUGUACCAGUGUCAGAUGGGUAAGCAAUCGAUGGGAACGCCAUCUACUGCUCUCAGCCGACGAACGGACAAUAAGAUGUACCGAUUACAAUCUGGUCAAACGCCUAUCGUCCGACCCGGUCUGCACAACACUUAUGGAUUCGACAACUUCCCCAACGGUACCAACGCCGUCGUAGCGGUCAUUUCCUAUACGGGUUACGAUAUGGAAGAUGCCAUGAUCUUGAACAAGUCGGCACACGAGCGAGGCUUUGGAUACGGAACUGUAUACAAGGCGGACAUUUUCGAUCUUCAGGGCGAACGAGGAGCCGUCAAGUCGCUCACCAACCCGAGCUUGCACUUUGGUAUGGGACGGGAUGUCAAGGAGGACUCGCCGUGGAGGAACUCGGUUGAUGACGAUGGUCUACCGCGUGUCGGUGCUCGAGUGGUGCCAGGCGACGCAUUGGCUGCCUAUCGGGAUGACCUAACGGGGAAGACCAAGGUGCACAAGUACAAGGGAGACGAAGUGGCAUACAUCGACGAAGUGCGAGUGCUAGGUGGAGACGCUGGUGAUACCGAAGCCCAGAAGAUUCACAUCAAGCUGAGGAUUCCUCGAUCACCUGUCAUCGGAGACAAGUUCUCUUCUCGACACGGACAAAAGGGAGUGUGCUCGCAGAAGUUCCCCAUGAUCGACAUGCCCUUCAGCGAGAGCGGAAUGCAGCCUGACGUCAUCAUCAACCCUCACGCUUUCCCCUCGCGAAUGACUAUCGGAAUGUUUGUCGAGAGUAUCGCCGGAAAGGCCGGAGCGAUGCACGGUAUCGCACAGGACGCAACGCCAUGGCAGUUCUCUGAUUCGGACACCCCUGUUGACUACUUUGGUGAACAGUUGCGAGCCGCUGGAUACAACUUCUACGGGAACGAACCCAUGUACUCGGGUAUCACUGGAGAAGAGUUCCAGGCCGACAUCUAUUUGGGUUGUGUCUACUACCAGCGUCUGCGACACAUGGUCAACGACAAGUUCCAGGUCCGAACGACUGGUCCCGUCGAUCCGCUUACCAGGCAGCCUAUCAAGGGACGAAAACGAGCCGGAGGUAUCCGAUUUGGAGAGAUGGAGCGAGACGCUCUGAUAGCGCACGGAACGUCUUUCCUGCUUCAAGACCGUCUGAUGAACUGUUCCGACUAUUCGACAGCGUGGGUCUGUCGAAAAUGCGGUUCGCUCAUCUCGCUCGGGUACGAAGAGACGGUUGGGGACGUCAGCGGGGACUCGUCUGGUGGAGAAUACUGCCGAAUCUGUCGCAACGAGGACGAACACCACAAGGGCGAUGGUGUCACUGUCAAUGUGCCUGGGAGUGUCCGGGUCAGCCCUCAUAACGCCAAGGGCAAGAACAUGGACGUCAUCGCUGUGCCCUACGUCUUUAGGUAUCUGUGCGCCGAGAUGGCCGCGAUGGGGAUCAAGAUCUCGGUCUCGGUGCAGUGAGGAGGGAUUGCUAGAAGAUAAGAGCCCGUCUUGUGUAUAUGUACCAUUGUUUGUAUUCCGGAUUGCACACCAUCUUGCAUAUGAUUGCGGGCA
This is a messenger RNA of Filobasidium floriforme, 3783 nucleotides long. Its product is annotated as putative DNA-directed RNA polymerase I polypeptide 2. Bases 82 to 3690 code for a protein of 1202 amino acids. Gene Ontology annotation, molecular function: DNA-directed RNA polymerase activity; DNA binding; ribonucleoside binding. The transcript is spliced from 14 exons. Gene Ontology annotation, biological process: DNA-templated transcription. Gene Ontology annotation, cellular component: nucleus; RNA polymerase I complex. The record is from RefSeq and is a predicted model, not a curated record. NCBI's taxonomy places the organism in Eukaryota, Fungi, Basidiomycota, Tremellomycetes, Filobasidiales, Filobasidiaceae.